CCCCCCGCCUGGUCGCACUAAAAUCGCUCUGCUUUUUUUUAGUUGUUGUGAAUUAAAUUAAUUAAUGCUGAUUUAAGCGAAUUUAAGCAAUUUCGAGGCUGUGCGAAGAGCCGGUCAAGCGGUUUAGCCAUGAAUUUCCCGCUGGCGAGCGCCAACAACAAGGAGAGCCUGCGGGCGGCCUGCAAGAAAUGCGGCUACGCCGGUCACCUGACUUAUCAAUGCCGCAAUUUUCUCAAGGUGGAUCCGAACAAGGAGAUACUGCUGGAUGUGGAGAGCACCAGUUCGGAUUCGGAGCUGGAUUACCUCACGCCGCUCACGGAGUUGCGGGCCCAGGAGCUGAAAAGCGGCAACAGCGCCGCCAAUCCAGCGGAUGCACUGCAUCCUCCAUCGCUUCCCUUGGAGAAAAAGCAGCCGAAGAAGAAGCAGCCCAAGAAGAAGCACAAGAAGAGGAGCAGCAAUAGCAAAGAUAAGGAGAAGGAGAAAUCCCUGAGGAAGCACAAGAAGCAACACCACAGCAAGAAAAGCAGGAAGCACAAAUUAAAAUCCAGUUUGGAGCAACUGCAGCAGCAGAGUAAAACCAAAACAACGGGCAAGCGACCCAGCAGCGGCAGCAGCAGCAAAAAGAGCAAGAGACGCCGGUCAUCCUCCACCAGCGAGGAAUCCUCCAGUAGCAGCAGCUCCUCCUCAUCCUCCUCCAGUUCCUCCUCUUCAGAGGAUUCCGACUCUGAUAGCGAGGAUAGCACCUCCACCAGCGAUUCCAGCGACAACGAGGAGAGCAGCACCAGCGAAUCCGAUGAGUAUGGGCGCAAAAAGAAGCGACAAGGCAAAUACAAGCGCAAAUCCUCGGACAACUCGGCCAUGCUGCGUCGCAAGAAGACCAAGGUGAAGCGGAAGCGACAUCGCGCCGGCGGCUCUGGUGGCCCACAGGCGGGCAGCAGCUACCUGAGCAGCCUCAGCGACAGCAGCACCUACUGAUUACCGAUUAGAAUGAGAAUCUG
Molecule: messenger RNA, 998 nt
Organism: Drosophila takahashii
Lineage: Eukaryota; Metazoa; Arthropoda; Insecta; Diptera; Drosophilidae
Product: protein SREK1IP1
Molecular function (GO): nucleic acid binding; zinc ion binding
Source: RefSeq, a predicted model, not a curated record